Messenger RNA from Macadamia integrifolia, 3114 nucleotides. RefSeq lists its product as uncharacterized. The transcript is spliced from 7 exons. Bases 692 to 2125 code for a protein of 477 amino acids. The record is from RefSeq and is a predicted model, not a curated record. NCBI's taxonomy places the organism in Eukaryota, Viridiplantae, Streptophyta, Magnoliopsida, Proteales, Proteaceae.
CGUAAUUUCCCCAAUUUCUAAAAACCACAAGAAGCAGAAAACCACAGAGCACGACCUUUCCCUCUGCAACUGGUCAUCGUUCCCCCGCAGAGCACGACUUCUCCUUCUGCAAUUGGUCGUCGUUCUCACCGUCUUUAGCAACUUCUAAGAAGGAGAGCAUCGUCUCUUUCCAGAUCUGGUACCUCUCUCUCUCUCCCUCCUUCACUAGAUGCUUACAUUAUACACUUUAUUUUGUUCAUUCACCUUCAGUUUUCCCCCUUCUCCUACUCUUUCCAUUAUCUCUCCCUUUCUAGUCUUUGUGGCUCUCCCCUCUCCCCCCCUUUCGGAAGGUUGGGGUAUUAAUCCCCAUCUGUGAUGCCCUAAUCGCAGAAAAGCAGCGGAAGUUAUCACAGAACCCAACCGUAAUCUGCUGAUUGCAACCAGUGGAGGCUUAAAUCAACAAAGGACAGGGAGAGAAUCCAUGGUUGGCAUUCAUAUAAGGCUUGUUUUUUCUUGAGUUCAAUUCACAAGCCUUACUCAAGGGUCCUCUUUUUGCACCAUUUCUUCAGCAAUUGACAAAAGAUGAUUUGAACAAGGUUUACUUUGGAGAAUUCCAAAUGUUGGAUAUCAAUGGGGUGCACUGCUUUCUCAUUAGAAUUGGCUUGAAUAGUUCAUAUCACCUGUCAAUACUUUUAAGCACCUGGGAUCUUGAAUGGGUGCCAUGGCAGGCACUUGCCUGCCGUCUCUAGGUCGGGUUAAGCUUACUGAUUUGAUAGCCUCUGAAGGACUUCCUUCUGAUUCCUACAAAAUCUCUGUAUCAACUUUGUCACAGUCACUAGCUCAGUAUUCUGCUGCCGUUAUUCAGCUAUCUGGGGGCGAUGGUGCUCUCUUAAGAUCUGGGCUGGAAUCGGCUCGCCUCUACUUCCACCAGAGAACAUCAUAUUCAGCUGCAGAUAUAGUUCAUGCCAAUGACUCUCGUGAAUGGUGCAAGACCUCUGGCUAUUAUGCAGACCCUCAACUAUGGCAAGAAAUAUAUGAUUACAGACCAGGCCUGACUCCCACAGAGCUUAACAACACUAUGGAAUUCCCUCCUGCUGGUUUGCCUGAUAUAUAUGCACUACUUGGAAAAGCAGCUAGAGGUAUCUUGGAUGCUAUCAGCUUCUCCUUAAACUUGCGUAGCUCUCCGUUUACAGAAAUACUUGAUAAUGUCCCCCUGAGAAAUCGGGAAAUGUCAUCUUCAGUCCUGUCUGUUUGCUGUCACUCAAGACCAUCAUUUCAGGGAGCUCAACACCAUACUUUGACGACUCAGGAGGAUGGCCAGUUGGUUAUGUUUCCUGACCAUGAGCAUCAAGUUGAUAAGAGCUUGUUAACUAUAGUUAAGUCAGAUAGAGCAGGUUUACACAUCAGGGACUUUAAUGGACGAUGGGUACUUGUGGAUGAGGAUCUUGGACCUCAUGAAGCAGUUGUCUACCCUGGUCUUGCUUUAUACCAGGCAACUGCUGGUUAUGUCAGCCCUGCUCUGCACCGUUCAGAGAUCAAUAAUCUACAAAAUAACAUGUAUGGACGGUGUUCCCUGGCUUUCAAGCUCAUGCCUAAAUCCAUGACAAGUCUCAGCUGUUCUGAGAUGAGAGCAGCCGGCCAUGGGGUUGAAGCUCAGUUUCAGCUUCCUAUACCAGUUGAUGACUUCAUGCAGAGGUCCCACCCAACAGAUCAACUCUUUACCAGGCAAAGUUUCCCAAGUUAUAAUUUUCCAGCAAGUCAAGAUGGAUCUUUUAAGCCCUUGUUAAAAAGGAGGAAGAACAACACAAGGUGCAAACCAUUGCCACCUUCGAAGAGGUUGCGGCUUGAGGCACAGAGAGUCCUCAAGGAGCGAGUACAGGACAUUGCUGAUAAGAAGGGCAUAAAAUUGAGGUUCUGCAAUUUAAAGGAAUGUGAAGGUCACAUACAAUCUCUGGACAGCCCCUGUGGAAGUAUACGGAUGAAGAUUGGGUGGCCACCAGGGGUGCCUUUUGUUCAUCCCCAUGAUCUACCCAAUAAGGCAAAGCUCGGUUUCCUCGAAGCAUAUGAACCUGGAUGGACAGCCUCACAAGAUAUGGAGUUAAGUCUAAUUGAACCUGGACAGGCCAUGCAACCCUCAGCUAACUGAAUCAAUCUCGGUAACCUUCGAUAUCUGGUCACCCUUAAUCAGCUUUUAGGGUCACAAACUUUGCCAGAAGCUUGAUUUCUUCAUCCUGAAGCCGAGGCCCAAAUGUACAAUGGUCCCUUGGUGUCCAGUUCUUCCCAAAGCCCUGUAUAGAACCUUAAAAUUGGGUAUCUGCAACCAAGUAUUGGGUCAUUUGUACAUUGAUUGGAAAUAGGUAGUUGCUGGGAACACUUGCUGGCAUUCUUCCAUAGCCGUAAUAUGUGAUUCAAUUUAUUUCCUCUUCUGCAUCAACGCCAUUUCUGCAGCAUACCAGCUGGGUAUAAUUAUUGCAAGGGCCACUAAAGGUAGGGGUAUUUGAUGGGUAUGAGCUUAUUUUCUCUUUUAGUUGAGCAAAGUAUCCCUUUAAAGAAACAAUGGUGAUGAUAUACAUGGAAAUGAUCAUAUGAGCUAUGACAUGGCAUAUUGGAAAACCCUGUACAGUGAACUUUCUUCCCUCAAACCGGGCCAGGUUAUCUACUAAAAUCAGUGGAAAUCACUUCUUGUACGGUACAAACCACGAAAUUCAUUUUCUUUUGGGAACAGUGUUUGCACAACAGCCGGAUUUGUAAGUUCUCGUUCAAAUGGUGGCAGCAUUGUGCGGAAGGAUUCAGUGAAUGAAAAACCAAUGCCUGGCAUGGAUUGUGGCGAGGCCUGAACUAGGUCAUCUCUGCCACAACUUUAGGAUUGACAAAUGACAGAUUUCCAAGCAUUUAGAGUAGGAUUGUGGGGAAUUAGUCUUUUCAUUGUUAUUAUUAUUGUGAAGUGUUACAAUAAGUUGGCAUAUCCGAAGUUAUAGGGAUUUAGUGUUGGAUGCAUACUGAACAUGUACAACGAGGGGAUGUGCCAUUUUUAUCGUAUGAGCGAAGUGGCCACCUUUGAAAGGGAAUCCAUUGUUUUUAUAGGUAACAUAUUCAACAGAAGUGGAAAUUCAAAUAACCGAGUUCCACAAAGCA